CUCCUCUUCCUCCUGCUGGCUGGAGCUUUUGUUUUUCUCCCCAGCUCUCUAUUUCCCACACGUGAUUGCUGUGUUGUUGCACUGAGGGCUUGGCGGGGAGAGUGCACCUAUAAAUGCUAAUAACUUUGGCCCAGGAGAGGAGAACGGGGUGGGAAGCACGGCAGGAGCAAGAGGAGGGGAAGGCAGGAAGGAACGGAGGAAGGCGGGGAGGGGGUGUAGAAAGUCGGGCGCGCGAUCCCUGCAGGCAGCCAAGAGGAAGGAGGGAAACAUGCCAUGCCAGCCCAAACUCCCCUUCUUCACCCAGCUGCUGCUACUGCUGCGCCCUCGCUUCGCUGCCCACUCCUAACCCUCCGCCUGCUGCUGCAGCCUGAGAGUUUUGGUCGCCGCCGCCGCGAGGAUUAUCAUUCUUGCCCACUCCGAGGGCGGGCGGGAGAGAGCGGGCGCGCCAGAGACAAUGGCGGCGGCGGCGGCUGCUCUUGCUGCCGCCGCCGCCACCACCAGCCGCAGCGGCAGCCCUGGUAGCGCCAACAGUGGCGGGGGCGCAUUCCAUCAGCAGCUGGAGCCCUGCCUGAGGAAACAGCCGUCGUCGCCGCAGCAGCCGCCGCCGCCGCGCAUGGACCCCCGGCGCAGGCAGGCAGCGCUCUCCUUCCUCACCAAUAUCUCGCUAGACGGACGGCCACCGGCACUGCAGGACGACGGGAGCAGCGGCGAGGAGAGCGGCGUUGGCGCUGUAGCCGUGCCAGCACCAGCGAGGGCUGCUGCUGCUGCCUCGGCAGCCUGCAACAGCAGCGGCACCACCAGGACUCGCCACAGCCUGAGUGCUGCUUUCCAGUCGCCCGCCCCGCCGCAGCAGCACGGGGCUUACCCCAGCGCCUGCAGCAGCAGCGCCAGGCUCAUGAGCCCCCUGGGAGCGGCUGGCCCGCAGCAGCAGCAAGAUGACGCUGAGGUGGAUGAGGACGAAGAUGCCUUUGCCAGCGUGCAGGUGCCAGUGGCGGCCGCCUCCGCCGCCGCCUUCCUGGGCUCCUCCGGGACCCCCUCUGCGGGCGGCGCCAGGGGUCGCCUCAACUCUUUCACUCAGGGAAUCCUGCCCGUCUCCUUCGCCAGAGCCGUCCCGCAGAACUACUGCUGCCUAGAACAGGGCCAGGUGGGCACCAGCGCCUUCGAGCUCCAGAGGUCCCGACGCCGGCUGAUUUCCCAGAGGUCUUCACUGGAGACUUUGGAAGACAUUGAAGAAAAUGCUCCAUUACGGAGAUGCCGGACUCUGUCAGGCUCACCCAGACCAAAGACCUUUAAGAAGGUUCAUUUCAUCAAGAACAUGCGGCAGAAUGACACAAGGAAUGGCAGAAUAGUCCUUAUUAGUGGCAGAAGAUCUUUCUGUAGCAUAUUUUCAGUGUUACCAUAUCGGGACUGUAGCCAUGUCGGAGAUAUGAAAACAGAAGGUGGGCGGCAGUGUCAUUCUGCUGUAGGAGUUUGCUUGAAAGAUAUUGUUGGCCUUGAAGGUGUGGAAUUAGGAGCUAAUGGGAAGACUGUUUCUUACACCCAGUUUCUCUUUCCAACCAAUGCCUUGGGAGUGCGGAGAAACACCAUAGACUCCACCUCAUCCUUGUCACAAUUUCGCAAUGCAAGCCAUCGUAGCCUUUCAUUGGGAAGGGCCAACAGCACUCAAGGGAGCAUUGAUACAGGCAGUGACUUGGGAGAUUAUGUUGAAUAUGACCCUAAUCUUUUAGAUGAUCCUCAGUGGCCAUGCGGGAAGCACAAGCGGGUGUUAAUAUUCCCUUCAUAUAUGACGACAGUGAUUGACUACGUGAAGCCAUCAGACCUUAAGAAGGAUAUGAAUGAGACUUUCAAGGAGAAGUUCCCUCACAUCAAGUUGACACUCAGUAAAAUAAGAAGCCUGAAGCGAGAGAUGCGCAAACUAGCUCAAGAAGAUUGUGGUUUUGAGGAACCCACUGUGGCCAUGGCCUUUGUCUAUUUUGAGAAGCUUGCUCUCAAGGGGAAGCUAAACAAGCAGAACAGAAAGCUCUGUGCCGGCGCAUGUGUCCUGCUAGCUGCCAAAAUUGGCAGUGACCUCAAAAAGCACGAAGUCAAACAUCUUAUUGAUAAACUGGAAGAAAAGUUCCGGUUGAACAGGCGAGAGCUGAUUGCCUACGAAUUCCCCGUGUUAGUGGCCUUGGAGUUUGCUCUUCACCUCCCUGAACACGAAGUGAUGCCACAUUAUAGACGUUUGAUCCAGAAUUCCUAGCACAGGCUACCCUUCCAGGAAGGAGGAGGGGUUUAAAGACUGUUUUCUCUUGAGCUCAAAGGAGUAGCAGUUACUACUGGAAAUGCAAAAAUGGGGCACAGAUGCCCCAACCCCCCUUUUCUCUUUUCAGUGCAGUUUUCCUACCAGAUAAUAGGAAUAAAGCACUGAACUGCUUAGGACUCUCAGGCUAGAUGAACUGUUAACUAUUCAGAGUGAGUGAUGAACGAGUUGCAUGUGAGUGAACAGUGAGUGGACCAGAUUCUUACCACGUGGACCAAAAGAGAACUUACUUCCUUGAGUUGCCCAUAUUCCUGCGAGAACAAGAAUGAACAGCAGCCACACUCACACUUUUGUUUCCUAAUGAAACCAUCUCCUUCUUGUGAACCUCAUCAGCUUUCCUACAAGCAUUUCCAACUUACAAAAGGAUUCCUAAAGCAACGACAGGUUGUGAUAGAUAUCUUCACUGUGUCAACAGCGUGCCAAUCUAUUUUUGUAUCUGUUAUCAAAAGUGCACUUUUUCUUUUGGGUGGGUGGAAUGUUUAGUGGUGAGUGAGACGCUGAACCCUGUUAGAAACCAGGUGGCUGCUUUGGAUCACUGCUAAUUGUUUACUAAAGACCAGGCAACAACCUUUCUCUGUUUGCUUAAACAUAACUACUGAGAAGGAAGCGGUUUGGGGGGGGGGGUCAUUUGCAUAACCUGGGAUGAUAUUUUGUAAUCCCUGAUUUCCACCCCCCAGCUUCUUUUAUUUUUCUUACAAUUGCACUGCUAAGAAAAUUACUACACCUACAAAUGAGAAGCCGAGACCCAUAUGUUUUCACUCUUGUUAUGUGGUGCUGUUCAAACGUUUAGUAUGGAAAAAAGAUGUCAUUUUGCGAGCAUCUUGUUUUAAGCCACAUGCGUAUUUCUAACCUCUGCACUUUUCCCUCUGUGGAGAUGGUCAGACCUGCACUCUGUAGUGUUUGUAUUUUGUGCUCUAUGUUAGAGUGCAUUCUGAGCACAUUGAUUGUGCUGUACAUUAAACAAUGUUUUAUAGAACCGGCUUGUACAGCUGAGGAGAAGAAUUGGCAGCCUAGGAUCUCAAGGCACGCACCUCAAGCAGGCACACACUUCAAUGUGCGUAUUUUUUGUUAAGUUGUUGUUUUUAAAUAGAAUUGACUGUACAAAAUCAAAUGGGAGGGGCACUGAAAUUGCUACAUUUUUCAUUCUUCUCAGAUAUUUCACUACUCUAGAAUCUUAUAGUACCUUAAUUGAGUUAGUACAUUAUAGAGUCUGGGCUGGGAAAGCAAAAAAUACAAAUGGAAUCUCUCUGUGUAUCCUAUUUUCUAAAUAGCUGGAUGUGCUUGCCAAUAUGCUAGAGAACAUGCAUUAAAAAAUUAAAUUACUAUUUUUAUAUAUAGUUAACGUAAAUGUCUCACUUUUUCCAGUGCUGAUUCACUUGACACAGUCCAUGGCUGGAUCUACAAUGUCAAUAAAGUCAAGUACUUUA
Molecule: messenger RNA, 3729 nt
Organism: Hemicordylus capensis (graceful crag lizard)
Lineage: Eukaryota; Metazoa; Chordata; Lepidosauria; Squamata; Cordylidae
Gene: CABLES1
Product: Cdk5 and Abl enzyme substrate 1
Exons: 10
Coding region: 455-2242 (595 amino acids)
Biological process (GO): regulation of cell cycle; nervous system development
Cellular component (GO): cytosol
Source: RefSeq, a predicted model, not a curated record